This is a messenger RNA of Paraphaeosphaeria sporulosa, 411 nucleotides long. RefSeq lists its product as uncharacterized. The coding region runs from base 27 to 251 and encodes 74 amino acids. The record is from RefSeq and is a predicted model, not a curated record. Gene Ontology annotation, molecular function: proton-transporting ATP synthase activity, rotational mechanism. NCBI's taxonomy places the organism in Eukaryota, Fungi, Ascomycota, Dothideomycetes, Pleosporales, Didymosphaeriaceae. Gene Ontology annotation, cellular component: mitochondrial inner membrane. The transcript is spliced from 3 exons. Gene Ontology annotation, biological process: proton motive force-driven mitochondrial ATP synthesis.
CCGAAACCACAACUUCGACCAUCACAAUGGCAUUCGCGUGGAAAGCCGCCGGCCUCUCCUACAACCGCUACAUUGCGGUCGCAUCCCGCGCCGUCCGCCGCUCUCUCAAGGAGGACAAGAGGAUCGCUGCCGAGCGACGAGGCGAGAGUGAGCUCAGGUUCGCUAAGUGGUCGAACGGCAAGCAGGGCGAGGCCAAGAACUUGAACGAGGCCAACGCUGCCAUGGCUGAGGCCGCUGCGACAUCCUCUUAGAUUCGAAGUCAAGGAGCAAUGGCUGGAUGAUGGCAUACAGAGGUGAGGGACACCUGUCGGAGGCUGCGAUGGAGGGUGAAAGUGUAUAUUCUGUACUAUCAACGCGGGUCUCGUGGAGGAAAUUCUAGAAAACCAAUGCACGACAAUAUCUGAGCCUCAA